Molecule: messenger RNA, 319 nt
Organism: Cokeromyces recurvatus
Lineage: Eukaryota; Fungi; Mucoromycota; Mucoromycetes; Mucorales; Mucoraceae
Exons: 2
Source: RefSeq, a predicted model, not a curated record
CAGACUCAGAAAAAGAGAGAAAGAGAGGGAAGAUUAAUUGCUGUUACAAUUGACGAAUUUAAUACUUCAAGAGCUUGUAGUAGUUGUCACAACAAGACUCUGAAGCCAGUUGAGCAUGCUCGUGGUAAUAGUAUCCUGGAAUGCAAAUUCUAUAUUAACUCCAGCAAAAACAUGAUGGAAAUACCAUUAUCAAUUUGGAGACAAACUGGUCGCCCAACCGUAUUUCAAAGACCGAAGAAAUCACAACAAUAACUACGAGAAUCCUAUCGCAGUAUUAUAAACAGCUUGUCUCUCAAGACAUUUAGAUUAUUACAGGUAU